GGCUGUGGUCUGCCUCCCUCCCUCUCCUUCCCCCUGUCCUUGCAACCUAGCUGAAACUGCAGCUCUUGUUGAAGCUAUCCUAACCGCAUCCUGUCAGCCAAGACAAAGCAGGAAGAAGUCCGUCCCGGUGCAAGACAUUCUGCCCUGAUCCACCCCACAGCCCUGGGGGGGCUGCAAAAAAACAACCCCCAGCCUCCAUAUAAAAGCUGGCUUGCAGUCCUGGGCAGUGCGACUUCUGGGCCCCCUUUCCCCAGGGCUCUCAAACCUCGCCAGGGAGCACUUCAAUAAACGCUACCUUUGUUAGCAUGCAUUUGGCCUCACCGUUCUUCUUCUGCCACCACAAAACCUUACAUUUGGUGCUGAAACCUGGGAGAGGGUGACUGGCAUGCCGGCCCCAGGGGCUUGGCUGUGCCUCCCCUCUCAUGGAUCCCCGCCUCACGGACUGGGACCUCUGACCAGCCUCUUCGUGUCCCGCCUUGACUUCUCGGCUUCGAGCCUUGGAGGAGCCACCCUCGUGGUCAGGAACAGAGCGGGGACACAGCUGGGCACUCGGAAGCACCUUUUCCUGGGGCCUGAUCAAGAGGAAGGGAAGCCCAGGAACAGCGCCGAGGCUCAGGCCCCAAACCGCACCUGCUGGUCCAGGGAGCCUUCCAGGAUGCCUGCCUCACCACACAACCUGAGCGUGGUGGGAAAGCUGAGGAACAUGUCGGUGGACGAGUGCUUCCAGUCCCGGAACACGGUCCUGCAGGGCCAGCCCUUCGGGGGUGUCCCCACCGUGCUGUUCCUCAACAUCAUCUUGUCGUUGAUCAUCCUUGUGGUUUACUCCUUCCUCCGAAAAGCUGCAUGGGACUACGGGCGCCUGGCUCUGCUGAUACACAAUGACAGCCUGACCUCACUGAUCUACGGGGAGCAGAGCGAGAAGACUUCUCCCUCGGAGAUGUCUUUGGAGAUGGAACGCAGGGACAAGGGCUUCUGUUCCUGGUUCAUCAACAGCGUCACCAUGAGGGACGAGGAUCUGGUCAGCAAGUGCGGGGAUGACGCGCGCAUCUACAUCACGUUCCAGUACCACCUCAUCAUCUUCAUGCUCGUCGUCUGCAUCCCCUCCCUGGGCAUCGUCCUGCCCAUCAACUACACGGGGAACGUCCUGGACUGGAAUAGUCACUUUGGGCGGACCACCAUUGUCAAUGUCUCCACAGAGAGCAAGCUCCUGUGGCUGCACAGCCUCCUGUCUUUCCUGUACUUCAUCACCAACUUCAUAUUCAUGACCCAUCACGCCAUGGGGUUUGCCCCCAAGAAGAGCCACAAGGUCACAAGGACACUAAUGAUCACCUAUGUGCCCACAGACAUCGAAGACCCAGAAAUCAUCAUUAAGCAUUUCCAUGAAGCCUAUCCAGGGUGCAUAGUGACCAGAGUCCACUUCUGCUAUGACGUCAAGAACUUGAUCGACUUGGAUGAUCAGAGGCGCCAUGCCAUGCGGGGCCGACUCUUCUACGCAGCCAAGGCCAAGAAGACCGGGAAGGUGAUGAUUAGGAUCCACCCCUGCUCCCGCCUGUGCUUCUGCAAGUGCUGCAUCUGCUUCAAGGAGGUAGACGCAGAGCAGUACUACAGCGAGCUGGAGGAGCAGCUGACGGACGAGUUCAACGCGGAGCUCAACCGCGUCCCGCUGAAGCGACUCGACCUGAUCUUUGUCACCUUCCAGGACUCGAGGAUGGCCCAGCGCGUCAAGGAGGAUUACAAGUACCUCCUCUGCGGCGUGCCCCCCCAACAGUCCUCAGUGACCACGAUCGUCAAGUCCUACAACUGGAGGGUCUCUGUCGCCCCACACCCCAAAGACAUUAUUUGGAAACACCUCUCGGUCCGCCGCUUCUUUUGGUGGGCCCGCUUCAUCUCGAUCAACACCUUCCUCUUCUUCCUCUUCUUCUUCCUCACCACGCCUGCCAUCAUCAUCAACACCAUUGACAUGUACAACGUCACCCGCCCUAUCGAGAACCUGCAGAGCCCCAUCGUGACCCAGUUCUUCCCCUCUGUGUUGCUCUGGGCCUUCACGGUGAUACUGCCUUUAAUCGUCUACUUCUCCGCCUUCCUAGAGGCCCACUGGACCAGAUCAAAUCAGAAUCUGAUCAUAGCGCACAAGUGCUACAUCUUUCUGGUGUUCAUGGUGGUCAUCCUGCCCUCUAUGGGACUGACCAGUUUGGAUGUCUUUUUACGCUGGCUCUUUGACAUCUACUACCUGGAGCAGGCGUCCAUCAGGUUCCAGUGUGUGUUCCUGCCAGACAACGGCGCCUUCUUCGUCAACUAUGUGGUCACGGCAGCUCUCCUUGGCACGAGCAUGGACCUGCUACGCCCGGGGGCGCUCUUCUGGUACUGCAUCCGCCUCUUCUUCUCCAGGUCGGAGCCAGAGAGAGCUCAUAUCAGAAAGGACCACGCCACAGACUUCCAGUACGGGCGGGAGUAUGCGUGGAUGAUGAACGUCUUCAGUGUGGUGAUGGCAUACAGCAUCACGUGUCCCAUCAUUGUCCCUUUCGGGCUGCUGUACCUGGCCAUGAAGCACGUAACAGAUCGCUAUAACAUGUACUACUCCUACGUGCCCACCAAGCUGAACGCGCAGAUCCACAUAGCCGCCAUCUCCCAGGCCAUUUUCGCCCCGCUCUUGGGUCUGUUCUGGAUGCUCUUCUUCUCCGUGCUGCGGUUGGGUUCCCUCCACCCCAUCACCGUUUUUUCCCUGACCAACCUCCUCAUUUCCAUAGUACUUGCUUUUGUUGGCAUCUUUAUGGGGAAGUUUUGGAUGGCCCCUGAGUACAAGCCCGAGGAGGAUGAGAUCCGGACCGUGUUCGACCUGGAGCCGAGCAGCACCUCCUCCACGCCCACCUCCCUUCUGUACGUGGCCACCGUGCUGCAAGAGCCGGAGCUGAAUCUGACCCCGGCGUCCUCCCCAGCCAGGCACACCUACGGCACCAUGAGCAGCCAGCAGCCAGAGGAAGACGAAGAAGAGAGUGGUCUGAGGGGCUUUGCAAGGGAGCCGGACUCGGCCCAGUUCCAGGAGGGGCUGGAACUAGAGGGCCAGAGCCAGUACCACUGACCAGGACCCCGGGCCUCCACUGGCGACAAGUUAAGGGCCAGGGGAGGGCCUAGCAGGGGGAGGCAGGAGGGUGGCCUGGACCUCCCCACUCCCUCCUGCAGACCUUGAGAAGCCCCAGGUGGAGACAUCUGCCAUCCCGGCCAUGUCUACACGGAGGCCCUGCCCCGCUGAGCGGCUGGAACCGGAGGCUCUAGGCUGGGCAGAGGUGCCGGGGGGGUGGAGGAUGAGGCAGGCGCCCUGCCUUGGGAGACGUGGCGGAAGCCCCGGGCAGAGACCGAAGGCUAGGCCUGGGGUUGCGAUGGAGACGGCGUACACGGGGAGGAAGCAGAAGGAAGCCUGUCGACGGCUUUUGGGGCCGUCGCCGCCCCUGCACCAGCUGCCCUUCCGGGGAGCUUCUGCGCUGCGCCCCCACCUCCGCCCCGUCGCCCCCCGUGGUGUGAGGCAAAAGCACACGCACUGGGCCUCCCCACGAGACACAGAUGGCCAUCUGGGGAGAGAAAGCCUCUGCACCUGUUGACCUGAAAAGAGGUGACUGAGCCCUUUCCUGUUCCUCUGCCCUGGGCAGAUGUCCCCAGGCCCGGCAGGAUGGAGGCCCGUCUCCUUCCUGUUCUUACAAGGGGGUGGAUGAGACAUGGUCACUCGGGCUCAUUAAACGAGACCUGCGUGCAUUUUGAAGAAGGAAACCUCGGCUGCUCCUUGCUGGGUACUGUGAGGUGGGGAGGGGCAGAGGCGGAAUUCUUGGAGGGGGUCUUCUCGCCAAACCCCUGCGUGCUGGGAAACCAGACAUACUGCCCAAGCCCCAGGGCCUAACGAGAAGAUCCCCAAAGCCAAGGAUGUGGCCACUAUGAGCUUCUGCCUCGUACUGCUGAGUGCCUGGAGCCCCCACUUGGCCAAGACGGGCAGCAGCGUAGGGUAAGAAACCCAUGCUUCCAAUGGAAGGACUGGCUACCCCCACCCCAAGUAGGUAGGACCCUUCCUCCCCUCUCGGGGCUGCCCUGCACCCUGCUCUGAAGAACAUCCAAGUGGCCCCCAGUGUGGCCCUGGUUCAGACACUGCAGAUGCUUUGACAGUGACGUCACCCCAGGCCUGCUGGGGGGGUGGGGUGGAGGUGAGGGCCGUGUCCUCCAUGGAGAAGCCCUUUCUGGUGAAGCAGGCCACCCCCCCACCUGGGGCUGCCACCACCUGAGACCUGGCGGAGGGGAAUCCUGAACAAUGCUGGUGACACCCAACAGCACCUUUGCCACAGCCGGCAGAGGACAGGACCACAGGAAGCCCCGCCGAGGAGGACUUGGAGAAGAGCUGGCUGGGGCCUCUGUGAGCCAGAACUAACCCAGUUGAAUGGGGUCUGCAUGUUCCAGGGCCCUCCCCCAGGUCUGGGUUCCUGCUGCCACCUGCUGGCGGUGGGCCCCGGGCUCACCUGCCCCAAGCAUUUUCACCGCAUCCCAGGCACAUGGCUGCCCUGAACUCAGAUCACCUUGGCCUUGUCCCUGCACUACUUUGCCCACACCCCAGCCCCCGGAGCUCCAAGCUUCAGUUCAGAUGGGAAAUAGUGCUCAGGGAGCAGCUGUCACCCAACUUUGGCCUGGGGAAUCUUUCCAGAGAGCUCGGUUCAGCCGGGGAGGGGCUGCCUUUCCCAUUCCUUGUCCAGCCAGGAAUAAGGGGGAAACUAUACCCAGCCUGGCCCUCACACAGCCAGGUCCCACAGAGCCCCUGCCCCUGGAAUUCCACCAGCCAACAAGGGGAAAGGACCUUCCAUAGCAGGGUGGCCAGGCCCGGCAGGGAGUUUGCCCAGAGUGGGGAGACGGCCAGCCCCAGGCCCUGCCUGCCCCAGAGUGUGUACUGAGGAUGGGGGCUGUGGGCGUCCUGCCAGAAGCUGGCCCGGGGCCCCUGCUUCCCUGGCCCCGCCUGCUGGGCCCUGUGCAGUCUCUGUCGCCCUGUGGGACGCUGCUGCUGGUCCCGCCUCCCCUCUGCUGCCCACCUCCCCUGCAGCCUGGGAUGCUGCAUGUGGGAAGGGUCCCGGCAGAUGGCUGGGGGCUUCCCCCUCUGAACUUGGGUCAAGUGCCGGCUCUGAGAGGAGGUAGUGUGCAUGUUCAGGAAGCUCCGGAGUCCACUCUUAAGGCAACUGUGAGGCUCCACCUGGACCCACCACGGCCACUAGGGUGGGGGGUGUCUUUUAGUCCACUCCCCCCACAACACCACAUCCAGGUCCUCCCAGGCACCCUGAGCCCACUCUUGUCUCACCCACAGACCUCCCCUACCACCCUCUCCUCUCCCCCCACUUCCCAGCACCCCUGUCCAUCCACCAAAGCACCCCCCACUGGAUCCUUUCUAAAGGGAGCUGCCUCCCAGGGGGCCGCACUGCCUAGACUAGAGCCUCCGAGAGGGCCCCGGCCUCAGCGGCCCCACGCCUGCCUGCCUGUCCCGCAGCUGCCUCUGGGAGCAAAGUGCCUAUCAGCAGCAUUGCGUCCUCUGGGGCCUCGGUGGGGGGCUGGACUGACCUUGGCCACCACCACUACAGGAAUGUGCCAGAAUGCUGAACCUUCUUGUUAUUAAUGCUAUGACCGUGCCUUGAAUAAACAAGUCCUCCCACCC
Microcebus murinus (gray mouse lemur) is the source of this 5671-nucleotide messenger RNA. NCBI's taxonomy places the organism in Eukaryota, Metazoa, Chordata, Mammalia, Primates, Cheirogaleidae. The record is from RefSeq and is a predicted model, not a curated record.